Botrytis cinerea B05.10 is the source of this 4957-nucleotide messenger RNA. RefSeq names its product Bcime2 (gene Bcime2). The record is from RefSeq and is a predicted model, not a curated record. Gene Ontology annotation, cellular component: nucleus; cytoplasm. Gene Ontology annotation, biological process: protein phosphorylation; intracellular signal transduction. Gene Ontology annotation, molecular function: ATP binding; protein serine/threonine kinase activity. Bases 1341 to 3716 code for a protein of 791 amino acids. NCBI's taxonomy places the organism in Eukaryota, Fungi, Ascomycota, Leotiomycetes, Helotiales, Sclerotiniaceae. The transcript is spliced from 3 exons.
GCCGAUAUCUGCCAGGGAUUGCACACCAGCACAGCACUGGCACUUUUUCUCUCGUUUCUUAUUUGAUUUACAGAAUUACAGAAUCACGGUGCUCUCGAGACUCAAUUCAGCUAAACAGCGUGUUGUUCGAGACAAGUCCCCACAAUCUCGCAUCUAACUCGCAGCAUCAGUUCCCACACGUACAUGCCUAUCGUACACACGCACGCACACUCGCACACUCGCACACUCACACAUACACGCAUAACCUCAAAUCAAUCCGUCAGCCAGCAUAAUCCAGCAUCAGCAAUCCCACACUGCAUUGCACAGGACGAAGAGAGAAGUCCCCAACCAUAUCACUCGCUAGCUGCUGAGCACAUACAGUCCACACACACACCGUACCUAUUCAUACAUACAUGCACACACAACUUGCAGACCCUUCCUCCUUCCACACUCCUCCUCUCGUCCUGAUUAAUUACAACCCGGUACGAGGGCAAAUCAAUCAAGUCAAAUAAUGCCAAUUAUCUAAUAUCCAUUCGAGACUCAUCCAUUCCUGGCAUCGGAUACCCCUGAAGGAACUACUCAAAGAUCCAAUCUACUGUUCGAUGUCAAAGUGGAUCUUAGCGAAAUUGGUUAUUACCAUCACCCCCGAGCUGUUCAUGCCCCAAAGAUUGUCUUCUGGAAGGAUUUGCGGAACUUAAUAAAACACAAACCAGAGAAAGCGCGAAGCUUGAGGUCUUGCAAGUUUCCACGGUUCAAGGCCUGGUAGUUUCGACAAUUCAAAGUUCAUGCAACCCAUGCCAGUGCUUUCCUUUUUGACUGACUCUCAUGCGCUUGCGAUAUCCACCUACAACAAGCAAGCCAUCGACUCCCCCACGUCGCACAUCAAGAAACUACGAAAAGCCCUUGAUCUAUUACGGCUUCUCCUAUCAUUCAAAUACUAACCCAAAAACGUCACGAGUCGUCCGUCCUUCUAUUUGAUCGUCGAAAGUCUUCUUGCUCUAGCGGGUCAAGACCCGCACUCCCGAUUCUUGGUAACGGCUCCUUUCCUACCCUUGGACCCUUUCUCAGACAUCCCAUUACAUCUCUCUACCUGAUCAACUUCUUGAUCUUUCAAUUCGCUACUUCACUCAUUUCCAAUCUUGCGGAGGACAUCCAAAACAUAUCGUUAUCAUCUCGAUCGUUACCUACUACAAUCGACAGCUACAUUACAUGAAUGCUCCGAUUCAAGUAAGAAAGCUCUCGUAGAGCCAUAUACGCGGCAGCAUUGUAUUCACUGUCGGUCAUCUAACACGAACAUUCAUUAUUCAAACACAUAUAUACAUAUUAUUACAACAACACAUACCUCAACUGGAUCUACAAACAUGACAGUCGCGUACGAUUUAACCCACCGAGGGUCUUCGGCCCCUCAAGCUUCACAAGGACAAGCGUUGGAAGACAGGUUCGAAGUAUUGAAAGAUAUUGGGGAUGGAAGCUUUGGUAGCGUCGUUCUAGCUCGAGUACGCGGGGCAGGAGCCAGCGUAGCUCGACGUGGGACAAUCAUUGCUAUCAAGACGAUGAAGAAGACUUUUGAAUCAUUUCAACCAUGUCUGGAACUACGAGAAGUCGUAUUUCUAAAGACAUUACCACCUCAUCCACACCUGGUCCCAGCAUUAGAUAUAUUCCUCGACCCUUUCACGAAGAAGUUACAUAUUGCCAUGGAGUACAUGGAUGGAAACUUGUAUCAAUUGAUGAAGGCUCGUGACCACAAGUGCCUGGAUGUUUCUAGUGUCAAGAGUAUUCUCUUCCAAAUCAUGCAAGGACUCGAGCAUAUCCACGCUCAUCACUUCUUCCAUCGCGAUAUCAAACCAGAAAACAUCCUCGUUUCCACAUCAGCACAAGAUUCAGGGAAUUCAUUCCGACGAUACUCUGCUAUGGUCACCCCUCCUUCUACACCACCAGCUUACACAGUCAAGAUUGCCGACUUUGGUCUUGCACGAGAGACUCAUUCGAAGUUACCUUACACAACCUAUGUAUCAACAAGAUGGUACAGAGCGCCAGAAGUGUUAUUAAGAGCAGGGGAGUACUCUGCUCCAGUGGAUAUUUGGGCAAUUGGUGCUAUGGCAGUGGAAAUUGCAACUCUGAAACCUUUAUUCCCUGGAGGAAACGAAGUCGAUCAGGUCUGGAGAGUGUGUGAAAUCAUGGGCAGUCCAGGUAACUGGUACAACAAGGCUGGCGAGAGAGUUGGUGGAGGUGAUUGGAGAGAAGGCACGAGAUUGGCCGGCAAACUUGGGUUCUCAUUCCCAAAGAUGGCGCCACAUUCCAUGGACACGAUUCUUCAGACGCCUCAAUGGCCAGCAUCGUUGGCAAAAUUUGUCACGUGGUGUUUGAUGUGGGAUCCUAAAAGUCGCCCAACAUCAACUCAGGCUAUGGCUCACGAAUUUUUUACUGAUGCUGUGGAUCCUUUAAGACCAAAAUCAUCGUCCAGAAUACUGGGUCGCAAACCUUCCGAUCUAAGCUAUCGUAGCUCGAAGGAAUUUUCCGACGCCACACCAGCUUCAACAGCAAAACCUUCUUGGUUUAGAAAAUCACUUAUCGGUAGAAAUGAUAAUUCUAACGCUGCAGCAAUUCCAACAAAGGAGAAAGAGAACGUGGCAUCUAAACCUUCACCGGUGCUUACAGCUACAAUUAGUGAGAUCCCCGUCGCUAAGACACGUCAGCCUGCUGCUAAGCGGUCAACAUGGGCUCACGGAGCUACUAACGCAGCGCCAAUGCCGAUUUUACCGACAAUUAAACCCAUCUCGCCAAUAUCUGAUACUGCAACGGCACAAGCAAACAGCAGAACGUCAUCGUACAAUGAUAUUUAUUCUGGCGAUAAAGGUUCGAAGAAAAUUGGUCGUCAAUUAUCCGUGGCCUCGAGCACGAAUCAUUAUGCGGAAAUUCAUCGACAGCAAGCUGAGAUGGCAUUGAAUGGCAGUUCAGGUCUAGUAUCUCCUCCAAGUGGCCACAAGGAAAGUUUCUUUUCUCAUUUAAGGAAACGUGCGAGACGGUUCUCUGGUCGACAGUCUACAACUCCUAUGUCACCGAAAUCAAUGGACCUUGAAGCACAGGCUGGAUGCGGUCCUUGGUCGAGCAAUAGAUCGUCGAUGGUAUUGGAUAAUAAUCAGCCUGCGAGUCCUGCUCCGCAAAAGGUUGAUUCUUCUGAGGCAUUAGACAAGGCAUUGCGUAACGUACAGCAAAAUUUGGAUUCGCCACAGAGUAUCAAUGGUCCUCCUAUACCACCAAGUCAUCAAAUCAAUCCAAGUAGUGUUUUGAAGAGACAUCACUCUGUGCCUCAUCAACAACCACCGCGCUCGACUGCCGAUAUCCCAAGGUCUGUUGCACCCAUACCUACCAGGAACAGGAGGAGCCAAAUACCAGGAGUUCAACAAUACGAGACUCCUGAUGAGGAAGACGAAUUGCUUGACGAAGCUUUAAUUUCCACGAAGAAAACAAUGAAACGCGGAAAUUCAGUGCAGACCGACCAUCGACAACCGUUGAGACAAUCACACAGUAAUACUGGGUUAAAUCCAUACCCUACGCCAUCUCCAUCCGCCAAUGGUAAUUCGGUACUCUUUGGCCAAGGUCUAAACAAUGCUUCACCAACUCCGAAAAAUCAUGGAUCUAGCAAGCAAUCCUCGACACCACCAUAUGAUCAUGAGGAAAAUGAGUGGGCGGCAUCUGCUGCUGCUAGUAUAUUCGCAGCACAAAAUCGAUUCUAGACGAUCCUCUAUCGUCAAUUUGUAAAAUACUUGGAGGAAAAGUUUCGGGGUAUCUACAUUGCAUGGUGUUUGGGAGAUAUAUGGCGGGGUCAGUUUUUUGUUCAAACGUUCUUUGUGACAUCAGUUUACUAUACACCAGCACAGCUGGGUCUAGCGAGUUCAUCUGCGGCGUUUAAUGUUGAUAUCGAAACCUUCUUUUGAUUUUAUUUUCCAGCUUCAUACCCCUGAGCGCAGUCGCGCCUAUAGAAGCGCUUCUUAAUGUUCAUCAUUUUUCUCGUCUUCUAAAUACCCCUUCAUAGACUGCACUAAAUUCUAUUUUCCGAAGAUCCAAUGGAAACAAUUGCUUCACAGCACUCAAACAAUAUCUCAUUUGUCAUCAAAGUUAUCUAUGGAUGUGGCCUGUAGCAAAUUCAAUUGAAUGCCAGGACCGAAUUAUAUACAUGUUAUUUUCCUAUUAUUUUUUUCAGGGUCAAUGUUGAUUUUCAGGCGAGCCACGUGGCGGCAGUUAAUUGGGGGAAGUGAAUCUGUUUAUUCUACAUUGGUCGCACAUAUGUCUGUACAACUCACAUGUUUUAAAGAGCAGCUUCACCAAAAAAAUACGGGCACGGGAUAUGGGGAACGGGAUCUGGGAUUUGCGCCUCUGUCGGGACGGGCAGAGGAAGGGGUUUCUAAGGGUAUGCAUAUUUGUGGCGGGGAUGGUACAUCUACUUAAUUAUAACAGUUUCCUUGUUCCUUUUGUCUUUCUUUUGUCGUACAUAUCUGGUUAGGGCUAUCCUGGGACGGAACAUUAGAGAUUUGCUGCAGGAAGGAUUUUCUGGGGAAGAUCCUCGUUCCUGGAUAUUAGGAGGGAAGGUCCUGGGAGGGAUUUGGCUGUGCUUUCAUGCAUGGAUGAAGGACUUGGAAAGAAAGGACGUCAUCACUCUUAUGCUGUGUUGGCCAGCGAGCUUGGAAGUUACCUCGAUGGAAACUGCUAAGCGGUAUGUCAUUAUCAUGGAAGAGGAAGGGAAUGGCAGAGAUUCUAGGGGUAGAUAGAUCUGGAUGAGAUGUGUCGGAAGGUAGAUGGAUGAGGAAGAGAUUUUCAGGAUCGUUGGGGAGGAGGUUGGGGAUCCUGUAUUUAGAUUAGUGGCAAAUAUUUAGAGAAGGGGAGGGGGGUUCAAUGGAUGAGGAAAGGAAGGAAAGAUAGAGUGGUGUGUCUAGUGUGUGUGUGUGUGUAGUCUGGAAAUUAAAGAUUGGGCGUGAUA